Messenger RNA from Argiope bruennichi, 2320 nucleotides. RefSeq lists its product as uncharacterized. The transcript is spliced from 2 exons. The record is from RefSeq and is a predicted model, not a curated record. NCBI's taxonomy places the organism in Eukaryota, Metazoa, Arthropoda, Arachnida, Araneae, Araneidae. The coding region runs from base 111 to 1592 and encodes 493 amino acids.
AAACAACCUUCCUUGCCACUCGCAGAACAAAACAAGAAUCGACAUUGAACUUGAAUGCUACUGAGAGCAUCGUCUGUUGCCAGUCCACGACGAGAAACCCGAGUAGAAACAUGUCCCGAGUAUCGCUCAAGGUUUUGUUCAGCCUUUUUAUAUGGGCGAUCGUAUUAACGACAUCUCACUCUUCAGAAGUGGCCGAAAAUCUGACAGAGACAGAUUCAGAUGACGCAGAAUUCAGACAAGGUGGAAUAGCUCAACAACUCAUGUCUAGUUAUCCUGCUAUGUCUAUGGGCAAUAUCUAUGGGGGAAACACUGGCGGAUACCAAAUGAUGGGUGCCGGUUCUGGAGCUAACGGGGGAGGAUAUGUCAACAUGCUAAGAAACUUAUACAGGCCACCUUCUUUCGGACUGACCGACAAAGUUAAGCACUGGGUUAAGUCUUUUAUGAACAGAAGACAAUAUGUAAAACCUUACUACAAUCCAACUGGAGGUCUAUCAUAUGCUGCUGGUGAAUACGGUGCCAAGCCUAUGUUCGGUGGUGCUAACGGUUACAAGGCUAUCUCUGUGCCUCUGCGACAACUUCAGAAAUACUACAAACCGUACUACGGAAAUUCUGAAGCUGGAAGCCCACAAUACUUGCAGUCUGCAGGAGGAUCUUCUCCGGGUGCAGCAGGUUCCUUUAUGAGUUACAGUCCCAAUGCUGGUGGAGUAGGUUCCAAUAAUGGACUGUAUGCUAGCGAAAGUGCCAGCGCAGGACACUUCACUGGAGGUACUAGUGGACUAUAUGGUUCUUCUGCUGAUGCGGCCAGCGCACUGUAUGGAGCAGGCGGACCUGCAAGCAGCGGUAUCUUUUCCUCAGGAAACAGUCCUUCAGGAGGAUUGUUCUCCUCAGGAAGUGGAGUCAGUAGUGGCCUUUUUAGCUCUUCAGGAGGAUCGAGCGGAUUAUUCUCUGGCAGCGAUGGAUCCAAUGGUGGGAUGUACUCUGGUUCCGGUCUUUCGAGUGGCGGACUUUACGGCUCCAGUGGGAGUCCUAGCAGUGGACUCUAUCAUGGAUCCAACGGUGGUACAAGUGGACCAGUUUUUUCUUUAGAUGGCAAUAGUAACAGUGGAAUGUAUGGAUCUGAAGGCAGCAGCUCAUACUUUGGUGCCAAUGGUGGAGCAGAAGGAUAUGGAUCUAGCGCUGCAGCAAGUAGCCUUCUGGCAUCUUUAAAUAGCGGAUCCAAUGGAGGAAACUAUGGCGAUCUCUAUGCUAGUGGCGCCAGUCCAUCGGCCGCAGUAUACAGCCCAUCAGGUAAUAAUGGCAGAAAUUAUGGAAAUUCAAACAACAAGCAACCAUCUUAUGGAGCCAGCAACAGUGCUCUUUACAUGUCUUCAGAUGACAGAAGUUCCGAAUCUUAUCCCGCUUCAAAAUCCUCAAAAGAACAUAGCAAUUAUAAUGCAGAUUCAUCCAGAAACACAGAAACCUCCUAUUCGGUGUCUUUCCAGCCUGCACAAGGUAAAUCUUACAGCGCAGCUUUUGAAAGUGCUGGUUUCCAGCCAGUAGCCUACUCAUCUGAAUCUGGAAAUGCUCAAGGAUUUCAGGAGAAAAGUUCUUAGACAUCCUGAUGGACUUUGCAAUUUCCAAAAGCUCAUGUGAGCAGACUUUGGGUUGUUUCCAUGAUCAGAUAAAGCUCAAAUUGCUGACAUGGAAAAAAAUAACCCACUCUAAAACAAUCCUACGUCAUCUUUUUAUGUGUUGGUAAAAAAGCUUUUUGUUAAGACCCUACACUGUGAUUAGGGAACAGCCUAUUUAAAAUAGAAUUACUUUUCUGUAGUUCGGUUACUGGUAGUAUAAUUGUCAGCUGGACUGACAUUUUUAGUACCUUUUCUUGAGCAGAAGUAGAAAGAAUGUACAUUUUUUUCAUUUACUGCAUCAACAAAAGGUUUCUUUUCUAAGAAAAGAACAAAAUUUACCACUUCCUUUAGGCAUAUAACAAUUUUAGACAUUAUUUAUUUUUGAUGUCUUUUAUUGGUAUGUUUAAAAGGCAAGUACAAGCAGUAUAUGCUCAAUUUUGAAAUAAGAAUGUAUAUAUUUCUCAACUUAAUAUAUUCGAUUACGAAAAAUAUAAAUUAUUUGUUCAAUAAGAAUGCAAUGCUUUGCCUUUCUAUUUAGACGGCAAAGCUUUACAUUUUUUUGUUAGUUGUUUAGAAAAAAAUACUCAUCUAUAAUGUACUUUUAUGAAUAUAAAAUGUCUGAUUUGUAAGGAGCAUUUUAAUGUGAAUUUCAAAAAAAAAAAAUGUUUAUUUAUUUAUUUAUGUUUCUUCACUCUGUUGUUUUGUGUGCA